Vanessa tameamea is the source of this 1052-nucleotide messenger RNA. RefSeq names its product cyclin-dependent kinase 2-interacting protein-like. The coding region runs from base 388 to 972 and encodes 194 amino acids. The transcript has 4 exons. The record is from RefSeq and is a predicted model, not a curated record. NCBI's taxonomy places the organism in Eukaryota, Metazoa, Arthropoda, Insecta, Lepidoptera, Nymphalidae.
CAGAAAGACAAAUAUAUAGCUUCUUUUUUAACUAUAUGAGUAUAUAUAAAGUUAAAUCUAUUUAUACUUGCUAUAACCCAUAACCUUGUAAACAUUGUGAUUUUUAAAGGUCUAUUUUACAAAUUGUUUUGUGUUAGAUAUUAUUUUAAGCUGUACCCUUGCUGCUGUACUUAUGCUGUACCCUGUAAGCGUGUUUAAUUGCCACUUUCAUUUGAAUUUAAACUCUUCCACUGAUCAAUCUGCUCCUGAAUAAUUCCAUCUUAGCUCUGAUCUCGUAGUAGUACUUACUGCAGUUAGUUUAUGCCAUUGAAAAAAAUAUUUUGCUCAUAGCUUGUUAGCUAUAAACUAUUACACGUAAAAACAAAUAAUAAUUUAUGAAACAAAAAAAUGUCUGUUACGCCUACAAAAACUAAAAAUGAUCUAAUUAAUUUUAUUCCAAAAGAAAUAAUAACACCAAACAAGGACAGUCCGGGUAUUUCAAAAACAGUUUAUUCACACAUAACCAAUCUACACCAUCUGUUAAGUAAUUGGUCGACUAUUAGAGAAAAAGGCUUUAAGAUAUGUAAAUCUAUAUCUGCACUAAAAUUAUAUGAAUAUAAGGAUGGCUAUUAUCCACACCAAACAAAACCACUUACAGACAGUUUAUUAGAAGCCCUUGACAGCUUAGAGAAUGUUGUGGAAGGUGUUAGCAUCAUAAACAAUCAAAUGCAAGCAUUAGCCCAACUGCAGUAUACUCAUGAACCUGUCAUCAACACUUGGUCGGCAAGUGAAAUUGCAGAAAAUAUUCUAAAUAUAUACAAUAGUUUGCAUAAAGAGUUUAAUUUGAAAAAAAUCAUUACAGAAAACAUUGCUCACUGUAGAGAUGAAAACUUAAUAGAAGUGUAUGUGAGUUCAUGGGAAUUUGAUACUUUUUUAAGUAUGGAAUUAAGUGCUUAUCUGUUUGCUGACGUUGGUUUAGCAGGAAUCACAUAACAUUUAACUAAACGAAAACAUAUAGAAAAUUAAAUCAAUGACAUUUAUUAUUGCUUGUAAUUUAUUAAACAAUAUAAAAA